CAUUCUUUUGGUUUCGUAGAAGUGAUAACAGCAGCAGCAGGAGCAGCAGCGACAGUAACAGUUACAUCAUCUGAGCUCUCUCAUCCUUUCCUCAGUAUGCCACCCACGGUGGUGAUCAUCCUGGGGACGGUAUUCGCAUCCUGCCUCGCCCGUCCUGAGACAGGAUACAUCCUGGGAGGUCCAUCCUUCAAUGCUCCUAUCCACGCUGCUCCUCCUCCUGCCCAGAGAAGGGGUAUCCGGCUUACCCCUAGCCUUACCCAUUCCGAUUCCGGCUUGCUUCGCAAUGAUUUCACUCCUGUCCGCCUCAUUCGUCGGCCUAUCCACUCAGAUUUAGAUCCUAUUCAUCUCAAUCUUGAAAUUGUUCGCCCAACAUAUGCCUCUCCUCCUAUCCCAAUGGGAGGACUUAAACCUAUUCACAGCCCUUCGAUGUAUCUUGAUUCUGAGACGACUGAGCCCGAUUUCGACCAUUUUUAUAGACCACCUCCCCCGAAGUCAUCCGGCCCUAUCCACAUUGGCUCUCGUGUGCCCUUCCACAAUACAUAUAGCCCUAUUCACCUAACCUCACAACCUAUCCACCUUACACCAAGACCUGUUCAUACUGCUGUAAGACCAGGCUAUCCUGUCCUGGAACCUAUCCAUUCUACCCCAGGACCUAUUCGCUCAACAAAAAUACCCAUUCACCCGACUCCAGGACCGAUUCACCCAACGAAAAAACCGCUCCUUCCUACCCUAAGUCCUAUCCACCCUACUUUAAGACCUAUUCAGCCAACCGAAAGACCUCUCUAUCCUACCCUAGGACCUAUUCAAUCUACUCCAAAACCUAUUAAGACAACCGAUGGACCUCUCUAUCCUACCCUAGGGCCUAUUGAUUCUAUCCCAGAACCUAUUCACCCAACCAAAGGACCCCUCCAUCCUACCCCAGGACCUAUCCACUCUAUUUCAAGACCUUUCGAUCAUUCCCUUGUACCGGUCCAUCCCUCCCCCCGCCCAACCUUCCUAACCCCACGUCCUAUUCCUCACAAGCCUCGUCCCAUCCACCCCCAUCGCCGCCGUCCUCGUCCUUUCCACAACACCCCAUUCCCUAUUCAUCCUUCUCCCGAACCUCUUCACCCUAUUCCUGCUCCUAUUCUUCCUAUCGCUGCCCCUAUCCACCGACCAGAUGUUCCACUCUACAGGCCGGACUUCGAUUAUGACGAGGGCCCCGUGGCGUACGACUUUAAAUACGAUGUGAAGGACGACUACACUGGCGCCAACUUCGGUCACCAAGAAGCCAGCGACGGCUACAACACCCAAGGCUCCUACUACGUCCCCUUGCCCGACGGUCGCCUUCAGAAAGUCACAUACUACGUCGAAGGGGACUCUGGCUUCGUGGCUGAGAUCUCUUACGAGGGCGAGGCCCAGCACCCGCCCUAUAAACCUGGCCUCCCCUACCAGUCACUGCCGCCAGUACACGCUCCGCUAGAUGGCCAUCCAUCUCUCCUGCAUCGACCGACUCUGGGAUACAUUUAAGCAAAUUACUGUUUAUCAUCUACCAACGCCAUGGCUUUACUCUCAUAGGACGGGAGAAUCCUCUUUCUUUAUUACCUUCAUUAUUUUUAUCCUUGAAUAACUAAAAUGUAAUGAAAACUUGUUAAUGGCACACGAAUUCAAUAACUCAGGAGAUUAAUUGAUCUGUAUAUUUUGAAGGGGUCAAAUUAAGAUUAAUCUCCUGAGUUUGUGUCUCCAUGUGGGGUGUUAUUGAGCAUCUUCAUCCUUGAUUAUGUCAAAGAUAUAUGGUACUAACAAGAUGUUGAAAGCCACACAUGUGCAACAUCUGGGCGCCUUCAUGUGACAGACGUUUCUUGCAUAGCAGGCUUUAUCAAUUUAAUAGAGAGAUGUGGAUAAUAUCUCAUAUAUUUGAAUCAGUGAUUCAGACCGAACUUCAAUAGCUUAUACAGUUGAACCAGUGAUUCAAGCUCCUAUAUAAGCUUCUUUCUCUUGUUUCAAAUUAGCAAAGCUUCGUGUGCAGGAAAAUUAAAUUAAUCCAUGUUAAGCGCUAAACCCAAGUGAGUCAUUCAGCGCAAGACGUGUUGGAGGCUCGAUCCUCCGUCUGGUGAGCGCCAGACAGACGCGCUUCCUAUUUGUACUCGCCUAGAUGGAGCAGUCUCUCUCACAAAUGAAGACUCUCAGGUACUGCACAUAUGCCUUAUUUAACAUUAUUUUUAUUGCUUCCUCAUCUUUGGAUUUCCACCUUCCUCAUCUCCACCAGAUUUCUGUUGAUAACAAACUCACUGCUUUUAUCCUUAGUAUAGCAUGUGUGUUUUCGACUCAUAAUUUUGAGUGUUUUUAAUAUUCACAUUUGAGAUGUGAAAUGUUCAUAACAUUGUAUAUUUGUUACAUAGUCUCAGAACAAUAUUAUUUUAGUACAGAAAGAUGUUGAUAGAUGUUUACUAGUUGCUUUGUAAAUCUGUUAUUG
This is a messenger RNA of Cherax quadricarinatus, 2455 nucleotides long. Lineage: Eukaryota; Metazoa; Arthropoda; Malacostraca; Decapoda; Parastacidae. The record is from RefSeq and is a predicted model, not a curated record.